This is a messenger RNA of Trichosurus vulpecula (common brushtail), 4629 nucleotides long. It is a transcript of the gene SLC26A8, whose product is annotated as solute carrier family 26 member 8. The record is from RefSeq and is a predicted model, not a curated record. Gene Ontology annotation, cellular component: membrane. The transcript is spliced from 20 exons. Lineage: Eukaryota; Metazoa; Chordata; Mammalia; Diprotodontia; Phalangeridae. Gene Ontology annotation, molecular function: chloride transmembrane transporter activity; bicarbonate transmembrane transporter activity; sulfate transmembrane transporter activity. Bases 19 to 2943 code for a protein of 974 amino acids. Gene Ontology annotation, biological process: transmembrane transport.
CGGCUAGAAAGAAGCACAAUGGCUUCCAAUAUUAGACGCAAGGCUAGUAAGUUCUUCUAUGAUGUGAAAAGAGAAGUAUACAAUGAAGAAUCUUUUCAAAGAGAGCAUAGAAGGAAAGGAACUUCUUCAGGAAAUGUAGAUAUCAAUAUCACUACAAUUAAACACAGAGUGCAAUUCCGUUGCUCAUGGAAGAGAUUUAAAAAAGUCAUAUUUGGCAUCUUUCCCUUCCUAGAAUGGAUGUGUGUGUACCGAUUCAAGGACUGGCUUUUUGGAGAUUUGCUUGCUGGCUUAAAUGUUGGCCUUGUACAGGUUCCCCAAGGUUUGAUACUUGCUGUGCUAAUAAGGAUGCUGAUCCCACCCCUCAAUAUUUCCUAUUCUUCUUUCUGUUGCUCAAUGAUCUAUAUCAUUUUUGGAACAUCUCAUCAUGUGUCUAUUGGAAACUUCUUCCUUGUGAGUGCAUUGAUGGCGAAUGUCCUAAAUAGAAUAAUGUUCAAUUCUGGUCACCUCCUGAUGGGAACUUUUGUCAGGGGUGACUUUGAAGAUCCAGCCUACUCCCUGGAUUAUGAGAAGGCCCUUGGUUUCAUGCAAGCUGUAACCUUUCUGACUGGGAUUAUCCAGCUGCUGGUUGGAUUGCUGAGAUUGGAUUUUGUCACCCUGUACCUACCUGACACCCUAAUUAAUGCCUACUUGGCAGCCACUGCACUGCAUGUCAUGAUGUCCCAAAUGUGCUUCAUCUUUGGGAUUAUGAUUCGUUUCCACUGUGGUGCUAUUGCCUUCUUUUAUAAUCUAAUUAACUACUGUAUAGCUCUCCCAAGAGCCAAUUCCACCAGCAUUCUGCUGUUUCUGAUUUGUAUGGUGGCUUUGAGAGUCAACAAAUGUAUCAAGAUCUCUUUCAAACGAUAUCCCAUUGAAUUUCCCAUGGAAUUCUUACUGAUUGUCUCCUUCACUAUUAUCGCAAACAAGAUCCGCAUGAACACUGAAAGCAGCAAGCACAUUGUUGAUAUGAUCCCUUAUAGUUUCCUGUAUCCUGAACCAGCUGAGUUUGGGCGCUUGCACCUCGUUGUUUGUCAUGCCCUCUCCUUGUCCAUGGUGAGCUACAUUUUGCUUGUCUUCAUAGGCAAGAAGAUUGCUUCCUUGCAUAACUACAGUAUCAAUCCUAACCAGGAGUUGGUAGCCAUUGGCCUGUGCAAUCUUGUCAGCUCGUUCUUCAAAUCUUUUGUGUUUACUUCUGCUAUUGCCAGAACAGUCAUCCAAGAAAAAACAGGUGGGAGACAACAGUUUGCAGCUCUGGUGGGUGCAGGUUUAACGUUGCUGGUGAUGCUGAAGAUGGGUCAUUUUUUCUACGAUCUGCCUAACGCUGUUCUGGCUGGUAUUGUUCUGAGCAAUGUCUUGCCCUUCCUUUCAACCAUCAUGGACCUUCCUGAUCUGUGGAAGCAGAACCAGUAUGACUUUGUGAUUUGGAUAGUGACAUUUCUGUCGGUCAUCUGCUUGGGACUGGACGUUGGCCUGCUAGUUUCAGUAGUAUUCACCUUCUUCAUCACCACUGUCCAGUCGCACAGAGCCAGUAUUGUUGUCCUGGGACAGAUCCCUAACACCAACAUUUACAGAAGCUUUACCGACUACCGAGAGGCUGUGUACAUUCCAGGCGUGAAAAUUUUCCAGUUCUGCACCUCCAUCACUUUUGUAAAUGUUGAAGAAAUCAAGCAAAUGCUGUUAAAAGAGGUGGAUCUGAAAACUGUGCCUCUUACCGAUGAAGACUUGAGAAACUUGUUCGUUGACAACAGGUCUGAAAUAGAUGAAAGCCCUUUUAAGUGUGCCUGCAACUGUGAUGAACCAGAGCCACCCCCCAGGAUUGCUUACACAGAACACCUCGAGAACAGAUCGGAAAGCGAUGCAUCUUCCAUUGACCUGCUCCACUGCUCACGAUUUGAAAGUGCCUUCAUGAGCCGUAGUCUAUCCGAAGAUCAAAUGGCUUUAAGACAACUCAAUUCAAAGAAUGAAGAUGUAGAGAAAGUCUGGGUUCCCAGCCAUACCACAAUAAACAGUUCUGGAGUUCAAAUGUUAAUGGCUUCACCAUCAACCAAUGAACAUGGUGACGGUCAUCAUAGGAGCAAACAUGACCCUGGCAAGCAUAGUUCUGAUGUGUCUUUUAUAUCAACUAUCCACACUAUCAUCCUGGAUUUCACCAUGGUGAAUUUUGUGGAUACAAAGGCUACACAGGUAAUAAGACAGAUCUGCAAUGCAUUUUACAACAUUGAUGUAUUAGUACUCCUAGCAGGGUGUCAUCCACUGAUUGUUAAGACUUUUGAGACCAAUGACUUCUUUGAUGCUGGCAUUACCAAGGCCCAGUUGUUCCUUACCCUUCAUGAUGCUGUUCUAUUUGCUCUUGGGAAGAAAUACUUAGAGACUCCCGAAGAUGAGCCAGAAAUAAAGGAAACACUGCAAUCUCCAGCCUAUUCUCCCUAUGGUCAAAUGUCAAGGUAUGACUCAGAAUCAAGAAAGGACCUACAGAUAACACCUUCCAAGGGGAAGUCGAGCCAUUCUGAACAGAGUGGAGACAGCUUGCCAUCGCCAAAGAAAGAGAAAGCUCCCAAACACCUCUAUCACCCAGAUAUACAGCUGGAUAUUAAAGACCUGAAUGAGAGAGUGGAGCUAGAGACAGUGAUGGACCCAAACUUCGAGGCCGACCUGGAUCUGGGGCCAGAACUUGAGUUUGAUCUGGAGCCAGAAACUGAGACUGAAACUGAGAUUGAGAUUGAGACGCGACAUGCUAUAGGAGCAGAAAUAGAGAUAGAAACAGAGUCAGAAACAGAGCGCAACACUUACGAUCAGCCGUAUGAAAUGUCAUACCAAAGGCCAUACCAGUGGGAUAACAGGGGCACCCAGAGUAGGGAAUACCACGAUAUCUGGGAGCAAGACUGGAAAUACACGAACAAAUCCUAACAUUCCAUUAUGUCCCAUGGGAUGUUCUCCCCCACCCAAAUAGGAAUUGCUUAUUCAUGGGGACCUUGACCUGUUCAUUGAUAACUAAACCAACACUGGCCUUGUAGCUCAUCCAUGUACUUACAUUAUACAUAGACCCAUGCCAAGGAUGGGGAUGGGACUCCCAAACCACAUCAUUAACAUGCAAGAAACAGCACUAGAUCUCUAAUCAUUUGUCAAGCUGGAGAACCCAUAGCAGAUGUUUCCAUUUUUAUGAGUCCUUAAGCGCCACCAAAGUUCCUGGAGAUUCUGGCUGACCAUUGCUAAUAGCUCCUUUCUACUCUCCCUCCCCACCAUCAGCUUCUGCACAUAAACACUGAGGUUCAAAUAAAAUACGCAACUCUAGUUAUAUUUUGCAAAAGGCUUUGUAUUCUUCCAGCCUCUUCUUCCUCUUAUGCACUAUGAGGCUAUAAGAAGAUAUGAAGGAGAGAAUCCAGACAUAACGUGUGUUCAUGGGAAGGAACUGCUGGCAGGGGAAAGGGAAAUCUAGCAGCUGUUUUACUUAGGCAAGCCUUCUUUGCAGCAAUUAUCAUAGGAAGGAGCAGGAAAACAGUGGGGCAGGUAGGUGAUGUUUUGCCAGGAUGUAGAGAUUCGUGGAAGAGGUUUGCCAGAAGGCUUGCAAAUAUUAGUUCAAUUGAAAGAAUUUUUAAACUUAUUAGGUCCUAAAAGCCUGAGGCUAAAUGCUGUCAGGGAAAGGGGCUCUGGGAUCUAGUCCUGCCCCAGACCCAGCAUUGCAGACUAGUGAGAUGCAAUCAGAAUGGAACUCUUACAGUUCCUUUCCAUAUCUACUUCUAUCACAUUAGCUGAAGGUUUGGGAAGCGUAAUAAUUUUCUUUGGAACACGUUGCCAUGUGUAACUUGUGACAGAUCUCGCUUUGUUGGAAUGUGAGACUUCUUAAGAAUUGAAAAAAAAAACUGAAUACAAUCAUUUCCGGCCAAGCUCGAUCAAAAUACUUCCCCUUUUAAAAAAUUGCUGAUGCUGAGCCCAGCCAGAAGGUUGUAGUCUCAACAGUGUCACUUAGCAAAUGAGCCCCACUUUUCUCUGUACCUCAGCUUAAUACUCUUUUUUUGGAACUUAAAUCUCCCUGAUCCCUCAGAGACUAUAUCCAUUAAUUAACAAGUAUUUAUUGUUCAUCUACUAUGUGCACAGCAUUGUGCCCAAGGCAGUCACCCCCAAAAUGACAUGCUCCUUACCCCCAGCAGCUUAUAAUGUAGUUGGGGAGAUAAGCCGUAAUAGCAUGAUAAUAAAUGACAAUAUAGGAAAAGUACUAAAAUCCAAACCUCAUAAUGGAACUCUUAGCAAUAUAAGCGAGCUUAGAAUUUAGAAACACUAGGUUCUAAAGUAUAGAAUUUGUCUAAAUAAGAACAGCAAUGGGCAAAUCGAGGAAGAGCUGUCCUAGGCACACUUACCAUACAGGCUGGGUGCACGCUCUACACAUGCCUAGGAUACUUUUUUACAUGUGCCUUUGAGAGGCUGCUUGGAUUACUCUUGGAUCACAUCUGCUUAUUAAAAGUUCCACUGGAAUCUACUAGAAAUCCACAGCCCUAGCCAUAGUAACCAAAUAAAGGGAGAAGGGGGUGGGGGUGGGGCACCAUUUAAAAAAAUAAUGAUGAAUGGACACAAUAAAGCUAAAAUAAGGGCUCUGUG